AUGGUCGGCAGAAUCCUCUUCUGGAGCGGCUUCGGCUUCGCCGUUCGCUUCUGGCAGAUGGGCAUUGAGAUGCGCCCGUUCUUCAACAAGGAGUCCCUCUGGGCCUACCCUGUGUAUAUGCUCGGCGGUGGCAGCUUCGGCUACUGGCUCCAGGGCGUUGACGACCGUCAGUCGGCCUUCCUCAAGGAGCGCAAGUCGAUCCUUCUUGAGAAGCGCGCGAGGGCGGCGGCGCGCAAGACGGAGGAGGCCGAGCAAUAG
Molecule: messenger RNA, 258 nt
Organism: Colletotrichum truncatum
Lineage: Eukaryota; Fungi; Ascomycota; Sordariomycetes; Glomerellales; Glomerellaceae
Product: NADH2 dehydrogenase subunit 14K
Source: RefSeq, a predicted model, not a curated record